GUGUUUACGUGCCGAAAAUAAUUAAUAAAUAAGAUUCGCAGCUUCCAGAGCAACUGACUGAAAUAAUAGUUUAAGUUAUUUCAUGUUAAUUUGUUGUUUAGACAUUUUACCGCAACAUCGACCAUACCAAAAUGGGAACCGAGUGGGAUGCACUUCGGAAGCAGGCUCGCCAUUUGGAAAACGACAUCGAUAUGAAAUUGAUUGCCUUUAACAAGGUUGGCGUUGGUGCAGCUAGCUCUUCUGCGACGGCUAGCACCACGGACACGUCACCUCUGCUAGGGGACCAUGUCUUUGAAUCGCUAUCACUGGAGAUAGAGCAAAUGCUGGACAAACUGUCCAACAUUAAUGAAAAGAUGUCCGAGAUUCCGAACAGCGGUGCAGCCGUCAUGCAUGUACUACAAAGACAUCGCGAAAUACUGCACGGAUACCGGCAGGAAUAUUUGAAGAUACAGGCAAACCACACGACCCGCAUGGAACGCGAAGAGUUGCUGCGAGGGUCUGGGUUGGGAACGUCGUCUCCCUCAACGUCCGGGUUGAGUCGUCGUGACAUGUACCUCAAGGAAAACACCCAUCUGCACAGUUCCAGCUCGCUAGUGAAUGACCAAAUCAGCAUCGCGAUGGAAACAAAAGAACAUCUAACAUCACAGCGGCAACACUUGAAGCGGUUCCAAACGCGUAUGCACGAUAUAUCGAACCGCUUUCCGCUUAUAUCAAGCCUAAUCCAACGAAUCAAUAUACGUAAGCGAAGAGAGUCACUUAUAAUUGGCGGCGUGAUAGCGGUCUGUACAAUCUUACUACUGUUGUACGCAUUUCACUGACUUUCCCGUUGUUCGUCGCUAUUGAACUAAAAACAUCGCUACCAGCGCAUUUUAUAUGUUUCUUUUACUUUAUCUUUCGGAGCGGAAGAUUCCAGUCAAAAAGUUAAUUCAAACCACGGUGUCUGUUGAUGAUGUGUAACAGUUUGUAUAAAAAAAACCCCGCAAAUAAAUAAUGUGAUAU
Messenger RNA from Anopheles moucheti, 999 nucleotides. It is a transcript of the gene Gos28, whose product is annotated as Golgi SNAP receptor complex member 1. Lineage: Eukaryota; Metazoa; Arthropoda; Insecta; Diptera; Culicidae. Gene Ontology annotation, biological process: endoplasmic reticulum to Golgi vesicle-mediated transport; vesicle fusion. The transcript has 4 exons. Gene Ontology annotation, molecular function: SNAP receptor activity. The record is from RefSeq and is a predicted model, not a curated record. The coding region runs from base 132 to 818 and encodes 228 amino acids. Gene Ontology annotation, cellular component: Golgi medial cisterna; SNARE complex; Golgi membrane.